CACGUGCAGCGCUCACAGUGCGCACUCGCCGCCGACGCUCUCUCAGUCUGAGUCUGAGACUGCAGCAACGUUGUCCGAACGGCAUUCUACUCUCUCCCAUACAGACAUCCAUGCUGGCCGCCACUCACACACGCGCGGUAGCCUGGCUCGCGAACAGCUGUCGCAGCCGCACGGCAGUGACCCGUGCUCUGCAUACCCACUCCCGGAGCCAACCUCGUCAGGCCCGGAGGCUCUUCUGGUACUCUGCUUUGGCUGUCACCGCCGCCACUGCUUUCGGCUCAACAGUGCGGCUCGAUGCUCCGCCACCUGACGGAGAUUCACAAGACACCGAGCUGGACCCGGCCACCUCAAUCGCGUUCCCGAAGACACUCCACAUUCCAUCCAAAACACCCCUUCCGGAAUUCUCGUUGGUCGGGCUUGGUGUCAGAACGGUCUCUUUCCUGGGUAUCAAGGUCUACUCUGUUGGAUUCUAUGCAGAUCUCGCGAACCCUAGCCUCAACAUCCCUAAGUCUGCAUCGCCGGACGAAAAGAUUGACUACAUUGUACGGAACACAGCUUGUGUCCUACGGAUCAUGCCUACGCGGUCGACGUCGUACAGCCACCUGCGCGAUGGGUUCGUGCGCGCCUUGCAGGCGCGCAUGGUGCUAUGCAAACAGCGCGGAAGCUUACCUGCGGAUGAGGAACUUGGCAUUCUCUCGCCGCUACGCAAAUUCAAGUCAAUGUUCCCGAAUACUCCACUUGCAAAACAUUCACCCCUCGAGAUCCUGCUUACUGCCCCGGGAGCGCAACCGCGCUCGUUGAUCGUUCGUGACCUAGGAUCUGUGCAAAGCGACUGGCUCGCCACUGAGUUCGUUCUGGCGUACUUCGAGGGCAAUGGCAUCAGCCCUCCGCUCAAAAAGACGGUGGCGGAAAGACUGGCUGACUUUGGACAGUAGGACCAUGUAGAAGCGUACCGUACAUUUAAUCCGCUCGGAAGUGUCCUGUCGAAUGUUAUUGGACAUGAUUUCUA
Messenger RNA from Rhodofomes roseus, 1009 nucleotides. Its product is annotated as chalcone-flavanone isomerase-domain-containing protein. NCBI's taxonomy places the organism in Eukaryota, Fungi, Basidiomycota, Agaricomycetes, Polyporales, Fomitopsidaceae. Gene Ontology annotation, molecular function: intramolecular lyase activity. The transcript has 5 exons. The coding region runs from base 111 to 935 and encodes 274 amino acids. The record is from RefSeq and is a predicted model, not a curated record.